AUGGCGCGUGCGUUGCUGAUGCUGGUGCUGGGUCUUGGUGCUGCGGUGUGCGCGCAGAAUUCGAAAACGUCAGACACAGGACCGAUGUUCAACCCCUCGGAAGCACCGUUCUUCGACUACUCCCAGCUCGUCGUCCCGACCCAAACCCCCCAACUCCCGCAAUACCCUGAUUCUUACUCGUCAUCGUCAAUCACCCCGUCCCUCGCCGUCUACCCGACUCAAACCCCUUCCAUAACGCGUUCCGCAAGCUCGGUUGUCAGCUCUUUGGCGCUCUUUCGCUCUCACUCCAUCGUGUCUUCUGCUCGCAACUCUACUAUCGCUUCGUCGACUUUCGCGUCGGGAAACUCUACCGUCUUGUUAUCUACGUCUAGCCAUUCUAGCGCAUCGCGUGCUUCCACCUCAUCUGUGACAUUGUCCACGGCUACUUCUGCUUCGAGAUCUGCUUCAUCAUCGUCGUUGGCUUCCGCUUCCGCGCCGGCAAGCACGGGUGCUGCUGUUGCGAAGUAUCCCCGUGUGAUCGGCAUCAUUGCUGGAGGUCUGUUUGCUGGGCUGGUGAUGGCGUAG
Molecule: messenger RNA, 564 nt
Organism: Dothidotthia symphoricarpi CBS 119687
Lineage: Eukaryota; Fungi; Ascomycota; Dothideomycetes; Pleosporales; Dothidotthiaceae
Exons: 2
Coding region: 1-564 (187 amino acids)
Source: RefSeq, a predicted model, not a curated record